AUGCAGUCAGUCCUAGCAUACCGACGCAUUCAGCGCAAGACGCAGAAGACAAGCCUUGAGGCAAGCCCUAAGCCAUCACGUCUCCCUGAAUCAGUCAGCAAUACUGCUCAGCAAGACACGUUACACGAGAAAGCUCACCUCGAAGACUUCCUCGUCGAUUUCGACGGCCCUCACGAUGCCCUCAAUCCGCAAAAUUGGCCCCCGUGGAAGAAGGCCCUCACAAACAGUAUGACAGCAUGCGUGGCCUUCGUCUCCGGAUUCGGCUCCUCGAUCAACUCUCCUCUCAUUCCGCAAGCAUCUCAUCAGUUUCACGUUAGUCAAGAAGCCGAAUCACUCGCAACUGCCCUUUUCCUGAUCGGCUUCGGAUUCGGUGCACCAUUCUCAGGUCCGCUUUCAGAAACUUUUGGUCGGAAUCCAAUCUACCUUGGGACGCUUGCGUUGUUCUGUUGUUGGACUCUCGGCUCGGCUUUGAGCCCGAACUUCGGCGCGCAGCUGGUGUUCAAGUUCCUAUCAGGUUUCUUUGGCUCCACUGCCUUUACUACCGCAGGCGGAACUCUUGGCGAUGUGUACAAUCACGAGAUGCGAGGGAAGAUCUUCCCCUGGUUCGGGGCAGUGGCUCUGUCUGGACCAAUGAUCGCGCCUGUGGUUGGCGCCUACGUUGGGCAAUCGGGCAUAUCCUGGAGAUGGGCGGACUGGAUCACACUAUGUAUUGCUGGAGGUCUUCUCACAGUGAUGUUCUUUCUCUUGCCCGAGACGUACGCCCCGAGGAUCCUCGAAUGGAAAGCUGCGGCCAAACGGCAGGCGACGGGCGACGCCCGAUACCACAGCCCUCAAGGGUCGAUAUCGAAGAAGACACUCGUCAAGAAAAUUGCUGAAGCUCUGCAUCGUCCACUUCUGCUUCUGCUCAGGGAACCGAUACUGCUGGUGUUGACGGCUUACUUAACCUUUGUCUACAUCGUGGCAUUUUCCUUCUUCACGGGAGCACCAUUCAUCUUUUCCGACACGUAUGGAUUCGAUCAAGGGAGCACGUACCUGAUGUUCAUCAGCACGACCGUUGGAUUGUGGAUUUGUGCUUUGGCGUCGCCAUUGUAUGGCAUGUUGCUUGGGCGCGAGUACAGGAAGGCUGCCACGCAGGGAAAAGCGCACGCUGAGCCGGAGGCCAUGUUGUGGUGGGCAAUGAUUGCUGCCCCUGUCCUCCCGAUCUCCUUGUUCUGGCUUGCAUGGUCGGACUAUGCUUCUGUCUCUUACUGGAGCCCAAUCAUUGCAUGCGCCUUCUUCGGCUUCAGCCUACUCUCGCUGUUCCUGUCCAUCUACAUUUACAUCAUCCAGGCCUUCACCCGUUUCGCAGCGUCGGCACUUGUGGCGAUUACGUUAGUACGGUAUAUUGCUGGUGGCUCAAUGGUCAUCGUCGCCAUACCGAUGUUCAAGAACUUGGGAAAUCACCAUGCUAUGACCGUCCUGGCUGCGAUUGCGUGUGCCUUCACGCCUGCUCCGUACAUUCUCUACCUCCGAGGCGAUCGGAUUCGCGCUGCCAGUCGGACCAUUGGCGCGAAAGGCUAG
This is a messenger RNA of Cyphellophora attinorum, 1560 nucleotides long. Its product is annotated as putative transporter mfs2. Gene Ontology annotation, biological process: transmembrane transport. NCBI's taxonomy places the organism in Eukaryota, Fungi, Ascomycota, Eurotiomycetes, Chaetothyriales, Cyphellophoraceae. The record is from RefSeq and is a predicted model, not a curated record. The coding region runs from base 1 to 1560 and encodes 519 amino acids. The transcript has 3 exons. Gene Ontology annotation, molecular function: transmembrane transporter activity.